GGUUCUCAUCAUGUUCAUCCUCAGGAGAGUCGGCGGCCUAGAAGGGGUAAAGAAUCGUACGCAGUAACUACAGCAACACCCUCAAGCUUUGAUACGGUGUCAAAUGCUUCCAGCAUGGGAAGGAAUUCAAGUUUCAUGUCCGAUGCGUCUUACUACAAACAGAGCAGAUCUAAUGCUUCCAGCAUGGGAAAUAUUUCACGUACAGGAAGUUGUGAGUCGCUUCCAAGCUCUCGAACAAACACCUUUGACUCCCGAUCAGACGCUUCCAGCUCGAUGACAACUGCUGACGUGCUUUCACGUUGUGCAAUUCCAAGUUAUAGAACCAACACCACUGACUUCCGAUCAAACGCUUGCAGCUCGAUGAAAAGAGCUGAAUCGCUUUCACGCUGUGCAAUCCAAAGUGUUGGUUCUAGAUCCAGUAGUCCUGCAUCGGAGGACACUUUUAGUCGAAGAGCUUUUCUGGCGCGUGAUGAUGUUCCAGCAAAUCGACACCUUUACCCUCCUGAGUGGCUUAGGGGAAUCAACAGAGACAGAGGGGGGCAGCAUUUACGCAGUAGUGCAUACAGCACAGUGUUACAUAAGGCAAACGCUUCAAAUACUGGUGCUUCUGGAUCAUGGGAUGUCCAAGUGAAUAGGCAGCGUAGAAUGAUGCCAUAUUAUCCGAGAAGCAGUUUGGAUCAUUUUAACGUCACAUUCGAGCCACAAAUACAAUGGCCAGGGUAUUGGUCUCCUCCUUCAGCUGCGGUUCUCAAGAUUAAUUGUGCAGGGGCAUUCUCAGCUUCCUCUCACCAGGCAGGUUUUGGGGCAGUGAUAAGAACCCAAGAAGGCUAUUUUCUGGCAGCUUCUUCGGGGAAGCUAGCAGCAUGUGAGGAGGCUAUAGUUGCAGAAAUUAGUGCUAUCAAGGAGGGUUUGAGGUUAGCUGAUUGGAUGAAGUUACAGGAGGUAGAGGUUAGGUCUGAUUCUUUGUUUGUCAUUACGGAGUUGCAGAAGCCUGGUAAUAGCUGGCUUGCUUUUCCUUAUCAUCAAUUGUUGAAUGAGGUUAAAGGAAUUGUUGCAACUUUCAGGAAUUGCAAAUUUUUGCAUGUCGGGCAGGAGGCAAAUUCUGUUGCUCAUUGGCUGGCCAUGUAUGGCUUCUUUGUGGAAACUAUCCAGUCAUGGUUUUAUACUGCUCCUAAUUUUCUCUUGCCUGCUUUACAACAGGAUGUAUAUUCAGGUUAUACUUAUUGA
This is a messenger RNA of Theobroma cacao (cacao), 1227 nucleotides long. RefSeq lists its product as uncharacterized. Gene Ontology annotation, molecular function: nucleic acid binding; RNA-DNA hybrid ribonuclease activity. The record is from RefSeq and is a predicted model, not a curated record. NCBI's taxonomy places the organism in Eukaryota, Viridiplantae, Streptophyta, Magnoliopsida, Malvales, Malvaceae.